ACGUUCCUUUCCUCAUUUCCUCUUUCAUGUUUUGGUUCAAUGUUGACGGUUUACCGGGUUGGAGGUGCUUUUAAUCGAAAUUAUAGUUUUUUUGCUGGAGUUUCCCAAAAUUCACAAAUGUUCUCGACACAUAAGAAGACGAUAUCAAAUUUCCUUAGAAAUGUCGUUUCAAAACGAAGUUCUGAACGAACUUUCACAGUUUGUGUUGAAGGCAAUAUAGGUAGCGGAAAAACAACAUUUUUAAAUAAUUUUAAAGUAUACAAAAACACUACUGUGAUCCAAGAACCUGUUCAACUCUGGCGCAAUGUUGCUGGCACAAAUUUACUGGAUUUAUUCUAUAAAGACCCAGGCCGCUACGCCUAUUUAUUUCAGUCUUAUGUACAAUUGACAAUGGUUCGAUUGCACGCAAUGCAUACUCCUCAGCCUUAUAAAAUUAUGGAAAGAUCGGCAUACAGUGCAAAACUUUUCAUUGAAAACAUGAAACGAUCGAAAACUAUGCAGGACGUCGAGUUUUUUGUUGUCGAUGAAUGGUUCAAUUGGUCAGUCCAAAAUGCUGGAAUCCAUACUGAUUUAAUAGUGUACUUAAGGACUUCUCCAGAAGUAGUUUACAAAAGAAUGCGAGAUCGAGCGCGAAAAGAAGAAGAUUGCAUAAGCCUCGAAUUUUUGACACAGCUUCAUCAAAUUCACGACGAAUGGCUUCUCAACAAAAAUUUUUCCUCUUUACCAGCGCCAGUUAUUGUUUUAAAUGGGGACAAAAGUAUAGAAGAGAUGAUGAGUGAAUUUAAUAUUUGUAAAGACAGUAUCUACAGUAAAGGAAGUUUGCAUGAAAUGGAAAUAGGAGACGCAGAAUCUCAAAGGAUAUAAGAAUUGAUGGCCAAUCGAUGCAAGUUAAUUUUUUUCUACCUAAUUUCGUUUACUUAAUUUUUUACAUUUUUAGAUGUUGAGGGCAUUUAAUAACUUAAUUUAGGAUCACCAGUUUUCUAGGAUCUCUUGAGUUUUGAGAUAGGGUAGGAAGAAAAAGAUCUUUGGCGUCUGUUAUAAAUCAGUAUUACUAUUAUGAAGAUAACUUAAAAAAUGAAUGGUUUAUCUUGAUCCUUUAGAUUGAAUUGUGACCAGUGUCAAAACCAUACAAGAAAUAAUACAUUUUGUACUCAAUGUUCUGUAAAUAAUUUUUCUUAUUUAGGAAAUAAAAAUGAAAUUUUUCAAAAUGUUUCUACAAACUUGGGAAAGUGAUAACUGUCUGUUCUAAGGUAUUUUGUACAGAAAUAAAUACUGAUGAACA
This is a messenger RNA of Belonocnema kinseyi, 1282 nucleotides long. It is a transcript of the gene dnk, whose product is annotated as deoxynucleoside kinase-like. The record is from RefSeq and is a predicted model, not a curated record. The coding region runs from base 40 to 864 and encodes 274 amino acids. The transcript has 4 exons. Gene Ontology annotation, cellular component: mitochondrion; cytoplasm. Gene Ontology annotation, molecular function: deoxynucleoside kinase activity. Lineage: Eukaryota; Metazoa; Arthropoda; Insecta; Hymenoptera; Cynipidae.